Molecule: messenger RNA, 2258 nt
Organism: Scophthalmus maximus (turbot)
Lineage: Eukaryota; Metazoa; Chordata; Actinopteri; Pleuronectiformes; Scophthalmidae
Gene: cdx1b
Product: caudal type homeobox 1 b
Exons: 3
Coding region: 16-1089 (357 amino acids)
Biological process (GO): embryo development; anterior/posterior axis specification; regulation of transcription by RNA polymerase II
Cellular component (GO): nucleus
Molecular function (GO): DNA-binding transcription factor activity, RNA polymerase II-specific; RNA polymerase II transcription regulatory region sequence-specific DNA binding
Source: RefSeq, a predicted model, not a curated record
UUGACCGCGCGGCGGAUGGAGGGAGCGCAGAGGGAGAGAGAGAGGGAACAGGUGGAGGUGUGGACCAGGUGGAGAGGCUCGUGCACCGUGACGCUCACCGGACCUGGAGACCAGGCGCCAGAGGAGGAGAGGCUGGAUCCGCAGUAUGCAGAGGGAGAGCCCUCACCUGCCAACAUGUACGUGGGCUACCUGCAGCUGGACAAGGACCCCGCGAUGUACCCGCACCAGAACCCGGGGACGCGCCACCCGGGCCUCAGCCUCAGCCCGCAGAGCUUCCCGGUGCCGGGCCCGCCGCAGUACUCGGACUUCGCCGGCUACCACCACCACCACCACCACGGCCUCAACGCCGACCUGCAUUCGGUGGUGCAGCAGCAGGGGCCGGGCCCCGGCGGCUGGAGCUCGGCCUACCCGCCGCCCCCGCCCACACGGGACGACUGGUCCCAUCACUACGGCCACUCGGCCGCCGCCGUAGCGGCCGCCGCGGCCGCCGCAGCCGGGGGGCCCCCCGCGGCGUCCACGGGGCCCGGCGCGGGGGGCCCCUCCCUGGGCUUCAGCCCCCCGGAGUUCUCCGGGCAGCCGCCGGCGCUGCUGCCCGCGUCCCUGAACGCGCCGGCGGGGCAGAUGUCCCCCGGCUCCCCGCAGAGGAGGAACCCGUACGACUGGAUACGACGCAGCUCCGCACCGCCCACCAACCCAAACGGGAAGACGCGGACCAAAGACAAGUACCGGGUGGUUUACACCGACCACCAGCGGCUGGAGCUGGAGAAGGAGUUUCACUACAGCAAGUACAUCACCAUCCGCAGGAAGGCGGAGCUCGCCACGGUGCUCAGCCUGUCAGAGAGACAGGUGAAGAUCUGGUUCCAGAACCGCCGGGCGAAGGAGCGAAAGAUCAACAAGAAGAAGCUCCAGCAGCCGGCCUCCUCCACGACCACGCCCACCCCGCCCGCCGGGAGCAACGGAGGCGGGGGAGGAGGAGGCGGCCUCCACAGAAACGGCGGCAGCAGUGUCGCCAUGGUGACGAGCAGCAGCGGCAGCAACGGGCUGGUGUCGCCCUCGUCCCUGCCGCUGAACAUCAAAGAGGAGUACUGAGGAGGACGAGGAUGUUUCGAGCAUCAGGAGCGAAAAACAGACGGACUGAAAAACUUUGUUGCGUCACAUCUUCGAUAAAAUACUUCUCCUCCCGUCGUCGGACUCUGCGGAGGGAACGUUCAGCCCGUUACCAAGCACACACACAAACGUAUCCCACUGUGAUCUGUGCCGCCGGGGGAAGAUACUUUAUCUCCACUACUGACAACUCUAUUUUAAAUUAAUCCCGAGAUCCAGAUGUUUCCAAAGAUACCAAACACUCCAGGCUGAAUAAAACAUAUUGUAUCAUUAUUAACAAUCCUUCCAUCAGAUGGACUGAGGCCUCCUUGACAUCGCGGAGGUGUGAAUGUGUAAAGAUGCAGAACAGAAGCAGCGUGACACCGUUUUAACUCUGAAGCUACUUAUUGAGGGUGAAUCCAAUUUUCAGAUCUUUUACGUUUUAAUCUUGAUCACGAUGCGUUUCCUUUUUUUUCUAAGUGUGUUCUUUUCCUGCUUCAUUGGCUAAUAUGUUCUCAGCCCAUGAAAUCCUGUUAUGUGAAGUUUAAGCAACAUUUUGACAUCGAAGAAGAAGAAGGAGCUCGACAGGAAGUGAGCGAGGAAGUUGGACGCUAGCUUUAGCCCCAGAUAGCACAUUGGCCUUCCUGUCGGACUUCUUUACAUUCAACACUUCACGUUUACGUGAGUGUGUGAGUGUGUGUGUGUGUGUGUGUGUUUGUCGGGCGACCGUCUGCGUUAUUCCGUCAAUUGACACGAAUAAGCACAAACGAUCCUGUGGCCAAUCGGCUCCGUGUGAACACUGACUUCCUGUCCGUCUCUCAGUUCGGCCCCGAUGGAACAAACGCGACACCUGGUCGUCGUUUUAUGAGUUUCAAUUACUAAACACGUGAGAUUUGAUGAAACAUCUUUUUUUAUAACAAAGGAACAGAAUGUAAACUAAACUUGACACAAGAUGGAGGCGACGUCCCACGUCGAUACUGUACGUCAGUGGCACAAUGAAAACCAAACGUGCAGCGGCGCUGGAGCGUCCGGGUUCACACCAGACGGACUCAGUGACCUGCUCCACACGGUCCAGUCAAACGUGCUGUGGAUGCUUGUGAUCUCACCCAUCAGACUCCAUCGUGUGUAUAUUUUCAAAUGUAAUUUGUAUUAAAAACAAAAGAUUUUAUUGUAAA